Messenger RNA from Drosophila innubila, 4501 nucleotides. It is a transcript of the gene glu, whose product is annotated as structural maintenance of chromosomes protein 4. Bases 76 to 4446 code for a protein of 1456 amino acids. The record is from RefSeq and is a predicted model, not a curated record. Gene Ontology annotation, biological process: mitotic chromosome condensation. Gene Ontology annotation, molecular function: protein binding; ATP binding; ATP hydrolysis activity. NCBI's taxonomy places the organism in Eukaryota, Metazoa, Arthropoda, Insecta, Diptera, Drosophilidae. Gene Ontology annotation, cellular component: chromosome. The transcript is spliced from 5 exons.
GCGCCAGGAGGCAAGAGCUGUUUUAAGGAUUUUAAAUAUAUUGUCGGGUUAUUGAUUCGUGAAUUUGUAUUCGAAAUGCGAUCCAGCCUGGGUACGCCUCAGGGGCGCGGGGGGAUACGCACAAAGGCUCCAAUUCCCAUGACGCAGCACCAGAUGCAGAAGGCGCAACAAGAGGCAGCCGACGCCGCUGCAUUGGACGCUCUGGAUGACGCGGACAUUUUCGACGAUGAGGAGGGCGGUACACGCAUUGGUGACAUCUAUAUACCGCCGCCAGUGCCCCCACACUGCUCCAUGGAGAGCGUUGGACCGCGUCUUAUAAUCAAGCAAAUUGUGAACUACAAUUUCAAGAGCUAUGCUGGCGAGGUGAUCCUGGGUCCAUUCCAUCAUUCCUUCACGGCCAUCAUUGGACCAAAUGGUAGCGGCAAGAGCAAUGUCAUCGACUCCAUGAUGUUUGUUUUUGGCUGUCGCGCCAAUCGCAUUCGCUGCAAGAAACUCUCAACUUUGAUUCACAAUUCCAAGAAAUAUCCAAACUUGCCCAGUUGCUCGGUGGCUGUACACUUUGAGCAGGUCGUGGAUCAGGGGAGCGGCCAGUGCACUAUUGUUCCCAAUUCCCAGUUUGUUGUGCAGCGCACGGCCAUGUCGGACAAUUCAUCCUAUUAUCAGAUUGACAAACAGCGGGUGCAACUGAAGGAAGUGGCCAAGUUGCUAAAGAAACAUCAUAUCGACUUGGAGCACAAUCGUUUUCUCAUUCUCCAAGGCGAGGUCGAGUCCAUAGCCAUGAUGAAGACCAAGGGACAAAACGAGAACGAAACUGGGAUGCUUGAGUAUCUGGAGGAUAUCAUUGGUACUCAACGAUAUAUUCGUCCGUUGCAGCAGAUCAAUCAACGCGUGGAUCAGCUUACAGAUGAUCGUACGGAGAAGCACAAUCGCUGCAAACUGGCUGAACGUGAGAUGAAGGAUCUGGAGCAGCCCUACAAUGAGGCAGUCGCUUAUUUGCGCAAGGAGAACGAUUACAUGCGCACCAAGAACUGGGUAAUCCAAAAGCGCAUCAGCCUUAAGAAGCAACAACUGGGGGAGUACACCAAGGAGCACGAGACCUGCUCGGAGCAAUUGAAAACCCACGAUAAUGGCACCGAAUCUCUCCGAAAGGAACGCGCCGAAAAGGAAUUAAUUAUACGCAAGGAAAUUGAAGCCUACGAAGCGCUCGUUAAGAAGCGGGAGGAGAUCAAGAAGAAACUUGUGGCUGUGGAGCGCAGCUACACGGAAGUCCAGAGCGCCAUGGAGAAUACGAAUAAGCAGCGCAAAAAAGAUAAAGCUCAGAUCGAUAAGAAUCAAAAGGAGUUGGAUGACCUACAUAAAUUGCCAGAGAAAAAUGAGCAGGAGAUUAAAGAAUGUGAACGUAAAUUGGAACAAUUGGAGCAGGAUAAGACCAAACUAACGGAGGAGCUAGAGAAACAGUUAACGGAGCUCAAGAAGAAGUCGGAACCAUUGACAGAGCAACGUCUCAAGUACAGCGAUGAAUUGAUUGGCCUCAAGGAAGCCGUCAACAAGGCCAAGGAGGAGCUGCAAGUGCACGAGUCCAAGUUGAAGAUACUUAAGCAGGUGGAGGUAACCGAGGCGCGUAAAUUCGAGACACUCAAAUGCUCGUACGAGGAAUCGGAGCAGAGUCUGCAACAAAUGCGAACCAAACUGGAUGAACUUGGCGUCAAAAUGCCCGAGUUUCAAAUUGAGAUGACAACAAAGGCCGCCGAGGUGGAUAAACUGGCCAAGGAGGAGCGCAAUCUGACCACACAGUGCACCAAGUUGCGGGAUGAGAUCAAUGAACGCUCCUCGAAUAUGCAAGCACAGCGUUCCAAUGACAAUGUCUUGAACUUUUUAAUGCGCAUGAAGGCAGAGGGAAAAAUACCCGGCAUUCUUGGACGUCUGGGAGAUUUGGGUGGCAUCGAUGCCAAGUAUGACAUUGCAAUAUCCACGGCUUGUGGUCGCCUGGACAACAUUGUGACGGACAACUAUGACACGGCAACGGCGGCCAUCAAAGCGCUGAAACAGUACAAUGUGGGACGUGCCAAUUUUAUACCAUUAAACAGAAUGGAGCAUUGGCGGAGCAGAUCCCAUCCCAUCGUGACUCCAGAGAAUGUGCCACGCCUCUACGAUCUCGUGCAGGUGGAGGAUGAACGUGUCAAGACCGCAUUUUACAUGGCAUUGCACAAUACAUUGGUGGCCAAUGAUCUGGAGCAGGGAUCACGUAUUGCCUAUGGCAGGGAACGCUUUCGCGUAGUAACAUUGCGUGGAGACAUCAUUGAACAGACUGGCACCAUGUCUGGUGGUGGUAAUCGACCGAUACGGGGCAAAAUGGGCACCGAGGUGCGUACGAAGACCGCCGAGUCGGCGGACAAUUCCCACCUAUCGCAAAAGGCACUCGAGGAUAUGCAGCAACAGGCGGAUCAGCUGCAGUCGCGCAUUAAUUACUGUCAGGAGCAACAGGGACGACUCGAGCAUGAGAUUCAAAUGCUUCAGACCAAUCUGCAGCGCAGCGAGUCGGAGCAGAAGCGUCUCACAGUGAGCAUCAAAUCGCAGGAGCAGCAAAUGGCCAGCAGCUUAAAACAAUUGGAGGCUCAGCGCAAACGAAUGCAAUCCAAUACAACGGAUGAGGCAGCUGUCAAGGAGAACGAAGCUUAUAUUGAGAAGGCCCAACAGCAGCUGACACAGAGACAGGAGAAGGAGAAUGCCAUGACAUCAAAGAUUGAGAAGGUUCAGGCCGAAUACGAAUCCUUGCGAUCGAACACCGUCAAACCUGUGGAGGCACAGCUCAAGAAGGUGAGCAAUCAAAUUGAGAAAAUCUCCAGCAAUGUGCGCUCCCUCAAUGUGGCUCUGACCACCGCCGAGCGGAGCAUUGAACGUCUCAAGAAAAACAAUGUCAAUUUGCUAGAGAAUAUCAAAAAUGCCGAGGAUAAACUUCGUUCUCUUAGCGAGGAGCGUCAGCAAUGGCAGGAUCGCAAGGAUGAGCUGGAAACCGAGGGCUCCGAGGCGGAGGAGGCCAUCGGCAACGCCAAGUCACAAUCGUCGGACAUCAAAAAGGAAAUCGAUGAGCUGAACAAGCAAGAGAAUCAACGCAAUAUGGAGCGUAUUGAGAUUGAAACCAAAUUACAAGCUGUCGCAGCCAAAGUGAAUGCAUUGAAGUCGGAGAUACCGCGUUUCCAUAAGGAAUUAAAGCCCCUCAAGCUGAACGAAAUUCCAGGCGAGACAGAUCCGCCAGCUCCGCUCAAAACGCUGACUGAUGAAGAACUGGAAGCGGAGGAUCUGGGGAAUAUGCAGUUCACGCAAACGCGGCUCGAGGAGGAGCUUAAGGAUAAACCCAAUCUGGGCUUCAUCAAGGAGUUCACCGACAAACGUCUCGUGUAUUUGGAUCGUGUUCGCGUCCUGGAGGACAUCACCUCUAAACGUAACGAGAUGCGCGACAAGUACGAGGAGGUACGCAAGCGUCGCUACACGGAAUUCAUGGAGGGAUUCAACAUUAUAACGCGCAAGCUUAAGGAAAUGUAUCGCAUGAUUACGUUGGGCGGUGAUGCCGAUCUCGAGCUGGUCGACUCCAUGGAUCCCUUUACCGAGGGCGUUCAAUUUACUGUUCGUCCGCCCAAGAAGAGCUGGAAGUACAUCUCGAAUUUGUCGGGUGGCGAGAAGACACUCUCCUCGCUGGCUCUCGUCUUUGCAUUACAUUACUAUAAGCCAUCCCCAUUGUAUUUUAUGGAUGAAAUCGAUGCCGCCUUGGACUUUAAGAAUGUUUCCAUUGUUGGACAUUACAUCAAGGAACGCACCAAGAAUGCACAAUUCAUCAUUGUCUCUCUGCGGGUGAACAUGUUUGAGCUCUCCAACUAUUUGGUGGGCAUCUACAAGGUUGAUGACUGCACUGAUUCCAUCACCUUGGUCAAUCAUCCGCCGGAUGCGUUACCUCCAGCAACUCAGUCACGCAUUGCUGUCAACCAGACUCAAGAUGAAACAAUGCGCCCCACCAUAAAUGGAGACAGUCAAUCACAGCCAAUCAAUCAACGCCCUACGGAAAACUUCCGAUCUGUAGGCGGUGCUGAAGCCACCUUUGCUCCGCAGCUGGAGAGCACAGCGGUCAACCAAAUCGUAGAGGAAACGAGUGAAUUGAGUGUGAGCUCCAUGCCAAGUCAGCAACUCUCCCAGGCGGAUGCGCUACCUCCAGCAACUCAGCCACGCAUUGCUGUCAACCAGACCCAAGAUGAAACAAUGCGCCCCACCAUAAAUGGAGAGAGUCAAUCACAGCCAAUCAAUCAACGCCCUACGGAAAACUUCAGAUCUGUAGGCGGUGCUGAAGCUACCUUUGCUCCGCAGCUGGAGAGCACAGCGCUCAACCAAAUGGCAGAGGAAACGAGUGUGAGCUGCAUGCCAAGUCAGCAACUUUUCCAGGCGGGUGCCAUUUAAAUGUAAUGUAAUGUAAUAAUCUUAAUGAAAACUAAUGACAUUUAAUUAGCCAGUA